Messenger RNA from Ctenocephalides felis (cat flea), 3687 nucleotides. RefSeq names its product talin-1-like. Gene Ontology annotation, biological process: cell-cell adhesion. The record is from RefSeq and is a predicted model, not a curated record. NCBI's taxonomy places the organism in Eukaryota, Metazoa, Arthropoda, Insecta, Siphonaptera, Pulicidae. Gene Ontology annotation, molecular function: actin filament binding; integrin binding. The annotation marks the transcript as partial. The transcript is spliced from 21 exons. Gene Ontology annotation, cellular component: plasma membrane; focal adhesion.
GCGCAAUCAGUACGUGAAGUUAAUGAUUCAAUUUAUGGCUUGAUUGAAGCUUCUGCACAAGCUGCUUAUCUCGUAGGCGUAUCUGAUCCAACCAGCGUUGUCGGUCGUCCAGGAUUGGUUGACCAAGCCCAAUUUGCGCGUGCAGCGCAGGCGAUUCGAACUGGCUGCGAUGUUUUGGUUAACCCUACUUCAACCCAACCACAAGUGUUACAAGCUGCUACUCUCAUUGCAAAACAUACAUCAGCUUUGUGCAAUGCAUGCAGAAUUGCCAGUAACAACACUCCUAACCACGUGGCUAAGAGGCAAUUUGUACAAUCUGCUAAAGACGUCGCGAAUAGCACUGCCGCAUUGGUAAAGGGAAUUAAAGCACUAGAUGCAGAUUAUUCUGCUGAAAGUAGAGAAUCUUGUGUUCAGGCAACGAAACCUUUAUUAGAUGCUGUUUCAUCGCUUUGUGAAUUCUCAAAUAAUCCACAAUUCGUAUCUAUACCAACAAGAAUAUCAGCCCAGGGUCGCAAAGCUCAAGAGCCCAUUCUAACUAGUGGUCAUAGUACUUUGAAUGCUUCUGUGAAUAUGAUAGUAGCUGCAAAAUCUUUGUCCCUUAAUCCAAGAGACCCACCUGCAUGGCAACAAUUAGCAAGUAACAGCAAAGAUGUUAGUGAUUCAAUCAAGAGUCUUAUCACUAAUAUAAGAGAGAAGGCACCUGGUCAAACACAGUGCGACACAGUCAUCCAGCAAUUGAAUGACUGUGUGCGUCAUUUAGAUCAAACCAGUAUUAAUGUUGUAUCAACAGUAACUCCGAGCCAAGAAAACACCUUACAAGGUUUCCUGAGCCAGAUGAGCAGUACAUCCAAUGAGCUAACAGACAGAUUACCUCCACUACAAACAGCCGCUAAAAGUGAAGCUGAAAAUUUGGGUCAUACAAUAUUACAAAUGUCUCGUUAUGUCGAAGCUCUUGUCAAGUAUGCUGUGGGUGCUGCAACUCAUUUUGUGCAUUCGUCUCAAAGAUUACAGCUUUUGGAAUAUACUAAAAGUGUUACCGAAAAUGCUAUUCAAGUAGCUAAUCUUGCUAAACUGACUGGAGGAAAUCCCAGGGCUACACAAUAUCACGGAGAACUGGAUGAAGCUAUUGAUUCAAUGAGAGAGUCAAUUACUGAAUUAAUAACUUCUCUUGAUGAUUUAUCAACACAAAAUGGUUUGGUAAAUGGCUUGCUAGAAAGUAUUAACCGAGCCAUGUCUCGAGUAAGUGAUAGAAGAUCAUCUUUGCUUGUUACUUCUUCAUCAGACACUUUUGUUGAUUAUCAAACAAGAAUGGUACAUGAAGCUAAAGAAAUUGCCAGAAUUGCUAAUGAGAUGAGUUCAAAAGCUGUUGCUGAGCCUGCUGCUUUGCCUACUUUAUCUGCAAAUCUUACUCACCACUACACGCAGUUGGCAGAUGAUUCAUUUGGAGCAGUAUUAAACACAAAUCUUUCAGAUGUUGGAAUGAAAAUCAGAAGCACAGUUCAAGAACUUGGACGAUCAUGUUCUCAAUUAGUUGAAUCUAGUGGGGCAUACCAAAUGCAACAAGGUGAUAGUGCUUCUUCUACAAUUUCAAUGCACAGCAGAUCUGUUAACGAUAAAGUAGCUAAAGUUUUGGCAGCACUACAAUCAUGUUCAAAGGGAACUCAGGCUUGCAUAAAUGCUGCUAGUACUGUUUCUGGUAUCAUUGGAGAUAUUGACACUACAAUUAUGUUUGCAACAGCAGGCACUUUGCACUCUGAGAGGGAUAAUGCAUCUUUCUCUGAGCACAGGGAGCAUAUUCUGAAAACAGCCAAAGCUUUAGUAGAAGACACAAAAACACUUGUUGCCGGUGCUGCAGGUUCUCAAGAUCAAUUGGCAGCAGCAGCCCAAAAUGCUGUUUCAACAAUUGUCCAAUUGACUGGAGUUGUGAAAUUAGGAGCAGAAAGUUUGGGUUCAAAUAAUCCUGAUUCACAAGUGAUGCUGAUGAAUGCUGUUAAAGAUGUUGCUUCUGCUCUCGGUGAACUUAUUCAGGCCACCAAAGCAGCAUCUGGAAAACCUAUUGAUGACCCUUCAAUGGGACAAUUGAAAGGCAGUGCUAGGGUAAUGGUAACAAAUGUAACAUCAUUGUUAAAAACCGUUAAAGCUGUUGAGGAUAAACACACAAGAGGCACACGUGCUUUAGAAUCUACAAUUGAAGCUAUCAGUCAAGAAAUUAAUAGUUUACAAAUAGAUGGUGCAAAGGGCAAAGGUACACCAGAGGAACUAGUUAGAGCUACUAAAUUAGUUACCCAAGCUACAUCUAAAGCAAUUGCUGCUGGAAACUCUGGAUCUCAAGAAGAUAUUAUAAUUGCUGCUAAUCAAGGGCGUAGAGCAAUUUCUGAUUUACUUGUUGUGUGCAAGAAUACUGCAUACUCCUGCACGGAAACAAUCGAAUUGCGCGAACAAACUUUGGAAGCUGGUAAUAAGGUUGCAACCCAUUAUCAAAGACUGCUUCAAGCAGUUUUGGCAGGAGCUGAAGGAAAAGAAAAUUUGCCACAUUUAUCAAGACAAGUAGCUCAAAGUGUUUCUGAACUGGUUUCUCUGGCCGAAACCCUUAAAGGACGUGAUUGGGUAGAUCCUGAGGAUCCAACAGUUAUUGCAGAAAAUGAGCUUCUAACAGCUGCAUCAUCUAUAGAAGCUGCUGCACGAAAACUUGCCAGUUUGCGACCAAGAAGAUCUGUAAAGGAAACCGAUGAAAAUUUGAACUUUGAUGAAAUGAUUUUGGAAGCAGCAAAAUCCAUUACUGCAGCUACUUCAGCUUUGGUUAAAGCCGCAAGUGAUUCACAACGAGAACUUAUUGAUCAGGGCAAAGUUGCCAGGCGUCUACAUAAAACUUCAGACGAUGGCCAAUGGUCAGAAGGUUUGGUUUCUGCUGCGAGACUUGUGGUGGCAGCAACACAAAAAUUAGUAGAUUCAGCACAAGCUCUUGUGCAAGGACAUGGUUCCGAAGAAAUGCUUAUUUCAUCUGCAAAACAAGUUGCUAGUUCCACUGCCCAACUUUUAGUUGCUAGUCAGGUCAAAGCCGAUCCUGAUUCACCCAGUUUUACAAGACUACAAGCAGCUGGAAAUGCAGUCAUUAGAAGCACGGAUAAUCUUGUGAAAUCAGCUCAACAAGCAAUUUCUGGAGAAGAUGAACAUUCACUUGUUCUUAACACAAGAAUGGUUGGUGGCAUCACACAGGAAAUAAAUGCCAGAUCUGAAGUAUUCCGAAUUGAAAAGCAAUUGGAAGAGGCUAGAAAUAGGUUAGCAGCCAUUCACCAAGCCAAGUAUCGUCUCCGCAAAACAGAUGAAGGCGAUCAAGAAUAUUACAGUGACCAAAAUGAUACCAUGAAUCAAAGUAGCCAUAUUGUGCAUUUAAAUAAUAAUAACCAAAGUAAUAAAGGAUUGAACUCCUCGUAUUUGGAUAAAUCUCAAACCCACACAAAUAGUAGAACUUUCAAUACAUACAAUAAUGUAAGUCCUGUCAGCUUUAUUAAUAAAAAUUUAUCUACAUCGGACAGUAGCUAUGAUGCAGUUAAAAAUGGCUCAGCACAUAAUACAGGGAGCAACGGUCAAAAUUAUAAGGGAUUUACAACUUUGUAUGAAACACACAGAUAUAACACUGAUUCAAGUCCGUUAUUAUGCACUCCGGAGCAAAUUCUCAAAAUUUAG